Messenger RNA from Agrilus planipennis (emerald ash borer), 1636 nucleotides. RefSeq names its product adenosylhomocysteinase. NCBI's taxonomy places the organism in Eukaryota, Metazoa, Arthropoda, Insecta, Coleoptera, Buprestidae. The transcript has 4 exons. Bases 159 to 1457 code for a protein of 432 amino acids. The record is from RefSeq and is a predicted model, not a curated record. Gene Ontology annotation, cellular component: cytosol. Gene Ontology annotation, biological process: L-methionine cycle. Gene Ontology annotation, molecular function: adenosylhomocysteinase activity.
AUUUCAUGACAUUUCUUAACUAUAUGCAAGUAUAUGAACGCUACGCCGCGGUAAGCACGCCGGUUGAUGUUAAAAACGUGCUAUUAGUUUUUGUAAGUUUUAUAACUUUUAACUAAAACAGAAUUAGUUAUUUUUAAUUUCGUAAGUAAAAGGAAAUAAUGUCGAAACCACCAUAUAAAGUUGCUAAUUUGAGUUUAUCUGAGUGGGGAAGAAAAGAAAUAGAUUUAGCUGAAAAUGAAAUGCCUGGACUAAUGGCUAUUCGUAAGAAAUAUGGACCUCUUAAGCCACUGAAAGGUGCUCGAAUUGCUGGAUGUCUUCAUAUGACAAUUCAAACUGCUGUUUUAAUAGAAACAUUACUGGAAUUAGGAGCAGAAGUACAAUGGUCAAGCUGUAAUAUAUUUAGUACACAAGAUCAUGCAGCUGCUGCCAUGGCAAAGAGAGGUGUCCCUGUUUAUGCUUGGAAAGGGGAAACUGAUGAGGAAUAUAUUUGGUGCAUUGAACAGACAUUAUUAUUUUCUGGUGACAGGCCUUUAAACAUGAUUUUAGACGAUGGAGGUGAUUUGACAAAUCUUGUGCAUACAAAACAUCCCCAAUAUUUAGAGCAGAUUAAAGGAAUAAGUGAAGAAACCACUACAGGGGUGCACAAUUUAUACAAACUCCAUAAAGAAGGAAAAUUGAAAGUUCCAGCUUUUAAUGUUAAUGAUUCUGUUACAAAAAGCAAGUUUGACAAUCUUUAUGGCUGUCGAGAAUCCCUAGUUGAUGGAAUUAAACGAGCUACUGAUGUUAUGUUGGCUGGAAAAGUAUCAGUUGUAGCUGGUUAUGGAGAAGUGGGCAAAGGAUGUGCUCAGUCUCUUCGUGCAUUCGGCAGUCGAGUGUUAAUAACUGAAAUAGAUCCAAUAAAUGCCUUGCAGGCUGCCAUGGAGGGUUACGAGGUGACUACAAUGGAAGAAGCGUGUAAAGAAGGUCAGAUUUUCGUCACGACUACCGGAAACAAGGAUAUCAUUAAAGCGGAGCAUUUUAUAAAUAUGCGAGAUGACAGUAUAGUUUGUAACAUUGGCCACUUUGACUGUGAAAUUAAUGUAUCUUGGCUUGACAAAAACUCAAAAGAAAAAGUAAACAUUAAGCCGCAAGUCGAUAGAUAUACUUUAGAAAACGGAAGACAUAUAAUUGUACUUGCUGAAGGACGUUUGGUCAAUUUGGGUUGCGCUAUGGGACAUCCCAGUUUUGUUAUGUCUAAUUCAUUUUGUAAUCAAGUCUUGGCACAAAUUGAAUUGUGGACUAAUCAAGGCAAACACCCUGUUGGAGUUCACAUGUUGUCAAAAAAGCUUGAUGAAGAAGUAGCAGCUCUUCAUUUAGAACAUUUGGGAGUCAAACUUACAAAAUUAACACCUAGUCAAGCAGAAUAUAUUGGAGUUCCUAUAACAGGACCCUUCAAACCAGAUCAUUAUCGGUAUUGAAGUAAAAAGUUUCCAAUUAUCUACCAUUUUUGUAGCUAAAAGUUUGAUUUCUUAAAUAUGAAAGUUACCCUCAUUGCAAAGAGGAAGUGAUCAAAUCUUCUAUAAUAAGUCUCAACUAAUUUGUAGCUAUUUUAUUUAAUUUGCCUUUUAUGUAAAAUAAUAUAUUGGUUUGAUAGUGA